Blepharisma stoltei is the source of this 1814-nucleotide messenger RNA. The record is from the annotation of a GenBank genome assembly. Lineage: Eukaryota; Ciliophora; Heterotrichea; Heterotrichida; Blepharismidae.
AUGGAUUUGGAAGUGGAUUUUCAUGAAGAGCUGCGAAAUACCUAUGAGAAGACGCUUCAGCUAGCUGUUAACAUUUCAAAUAACAAAGUAGAAAUUUUCAAUGCAAAUUUGAGGGGAACAGACAUCAAGUUUAUCAAAUCAAUCGCUAAAGAAUAUAACGAUUUCAAAGAUAUCCACGACAAGUAUAUGAAGCUUCGUCCAAAAACGAUCGAAAGAAGCCGCUUUUCUCGUCCGAAAACACCUGAAAUUGCAUCAGAAACUGAUUCUGGGUCUCUUCUGCCAAGGCAUGCAGGAAAAUCAAGGCUGAAUGUUUCUCUUGAUGAAGCCCAAGCUAUGGUAAACCAAACGAAGGCUGGGAAGCCAAUUUCUUUAAAUGGCAGCUCAGAUGAUACAAAACCUUCGCUCAUGCUCAAAAAGUUCCAGCAAAGUAACUCAGUCAGCUUUGAUACUGCAGAUGAAGAAACCAAAAAACUGCCAUAUGUCUCUAUUUUAAGUGGAAAAGUGGAGCCUCCUCUUGAACUGCCUUCUUAUAAGGACUAUAUCAAAUCCCACCAAGGCUACUCUAAAAAAGAGCCUAUGAAAGAAACAUCCAUUCAACGAAUUGAUAGAUGCCAGCAAGUAUUAGCGGAUCUCAGCAAAGAAAUGGCUGGGCUGGAAAUGUUUUGCAAAUCAAAUCCUGGAGUUCCGUGAAAUAAUGACAAAAAGAUAUUAUUGAAGCUAAGCACAAAUCCUUCAAAAAGGCUGGCAAUAAUCAGAGCUUAUAAUGAGAGAUUUCAGUCUUCAGCAGUUUCUAAGGACCUAAAAUCAUCAGGUGGAAGAGGCCGCAGAAACUCGAAGCCUUUAAGAGCACCUUCAUUUACUCCUGGAAGAGUAUAUACACAAGAAAGUGCUUAUGAAUCGCCUUCAAAUAAGCGAGUGCUAUCUCAAACACCUGUUUUUAUUAGUGAAAUGCCAAUAAUUGAAGAACUGAGACCAAAAAGCUCUAUGAGGGAGCAACCUCUAGGAGAAGACCCUGAAGUUCUUGUGCAAAGAUGCUCAUCAAGAUUUAAAAAGACCCAGGACUCUGAAAAUAAGAAGCUUAUACAGAUUAUUGAAAAACUUAAAAAUGAUCGCCCUGGAAUCAGAAAACAAAAGGCAGCAAUAAUUAUUAAAUCCCCACCUUGGUUUGAGUUAAGAACUAUUUUGGGAAAUUAGCCCUUGAUGAGUGAGUAAAUUUUUUAAUGGAAAUGUUUUUGGAAGUAAACAUAUUUUUAAUAUAUAAUUAAUUAUUAUAAUAAUAAAUCCAUUUAUAUUAAAAUUUAGAUAGCUAACGUUCUAAAGGAAUAAAUUUAUAAUUAAUUAGAUUUUUCAUUUAAAAUUUCGAUUUUUUUUAAAAUCACAAAAAAUUUUUUUUCUAAAAAUUUAAAAAAAAUGACCCGUCACAACAAAGGAUUUUAUUCGUUAAUUAAGGGAGUAAGGAAAAUGAGAAAUAUAAAGAUAAAAUGCAUUCUUUGAAUAUUUUUGAUGGAAUUAAAAGGAAAAUUGAGUCAGAAAGAUCGUCUAUAAUGAAAAAAAAUCGAUCACAGGUAUCUGUGUAUGGCGCAAUGCUUACUUAUUUAAAGAAAAGAGAGACAAAUCCUACACCACUGGAGCUUUCGUUCAUGGAAGCCAUUAAAGAAUAUUUAGAGAACGGAGCAGUCAUAACACUAAAUACUUUAAAAGACUUGCUUCAAAGCUUAGAAUCAGAUGAGAAAAAUGAAUUACUGCCUAUUUUGAUGAUUGCAAAACCACAUUUAGAGUUUUCGGACUCGGAGUUUAGAUCUAUUUUCGCUUAA